This is a messenger RNA of Sycon ciliatum, 1908 nucleotides long. RefSeq lists its product as uncharacterized. The transcript is spliced from 2 exons. NCBI's taxonomy places the organism in Eukaryota, Metazoa, Porifera, Calcarea, Leucosolenida, Sycettidae. Bases 232 to 1341 code for a protein of 369 amino acids. The record is from RefSeq and is a predicted model, not a curated record.
GGGGCGAAGGCUGCAUGCUGAUUGCUCUGAGCAGACCCAGCGGGAAGACAUCCGUCAACUCACUGUAUCUCUCAUGCAAAAAGUAGAUGGCUCUUGGCUUCAAGACCACCACAAGCUAUGGCUUUACCACCAUCUUGUAGUGCCCAAGCUUUCUUGGUCUUUCCAGGUUCUUGAACUCACACAAGGUUUUGUACGUGAACUGCACUUUAUGUGUUUACCAUUUCUGAAGAAAUGGUCAGGCCUACCUCGAUGCGCAAACUCUGCCAUUCUUUUAUUGGCAGUCGCAAACGCUUUGGCUUACGCCUCCACUACCUUCCUACGGUGUGGAAAAAGUGCCAGUCCAUCAAAUGGCACAUUCUUCGAUCGAGUGGGGACGCGCGCAUGAGGGCGCUGGACACUCUGCGUCGGAGUAAGGAUGCGAAGCUGACAAAGCGAUAUGCGGCGACAAUAGAGCUGGAGUGUGCAGAGGCAUCAGUAGGUUCAGGGACUCUCCGUCCACCGUCAUCUUCAAGUCAUCGUGCAGGGUUGGGUGCUCGUGCUCCGAAGCAGCAUUCCAAACCCCCGAGGAAGGAUUUCCUUCAAACAUUUGAGGAGAUCAACGCGCAGGAGCAGAUUUUGAGGCUGAAGACUCUUCAGGUGCAAGGCAAGUGGUUGGAGUGGACAUCGGUGAUGUGGCAGGACCUCUCGUGGAAAUCCCUUUUGUACGGUGGUACUGGUAAGGAUUUGAAAUUUCUUCUCGCAUCAACCCUCGACGUGCUACCUUCUCCGACGAACCUACGCCGUUGGGGAAACACCGUAGUGGAUCCGUACUGUAGUUUGUGCCGUACCUGGGCCUGUACUACGCGCCACGUGCUUGGCGCUUGUCGCGUAGCGCUGGACCAGGGACGUUACACCUGGAGGCACGACAACGUACUCGGGGUCAUCGUCAGGAACAUGCGUGAGGAGAUUCGAAUCCGCACUGCUGCAAACACCGUACAAACCGAAAAUUCAAAUGAGCUUGACUUCAUCUCGUUUUGCAAGGCGGGAGAGAAGCCAGUUCGCGUUCAGCCCAGACGAAAGCUGGUUACGACUGAUCUCCUGUCAGCGGCCUCAGACUGGAAACUUCUUGUCGACUCAGUUAGUGCAAAGAUUUCUUUCCCUAGCUGUGUUGCACUUACCACCCUAAGACCAGAUAUAGUUCUGUACUCUACGAGUCGUAGGAUUGUAUUCUGGAUGGAGUUGACAGUUUGUGCUGAGGACAGAUUCAGUGUCAGUAACUCGCGGAAGGACAGGCGGUAUGCGGAUCUGGCCGAUCAAUGCCGAGCAAACGGGUGGCAGGUCGUUUCUUUUUCGGUUGAGUAAGACGUCUCUGCGAAGCAGCUACAUCAUCUGGUUGCGGCGUCAACAAAAACACUGGUCGGAAGAUCCACUUUUCUGAGGUACUGUAUGUGGGGCUCCGUUUAUUGAGGUGCGUUGAAAUUUAUUCUCUUUAUCUUAUUAUUUCUUUUCUAUAAUUUCCCCAUAUGAGUUCCUAUCAGUUGCUGUGAACACCUUGAGUGGAGAGCGCUUGCUCGAGCGUUGAACCGGGUUCUUAAUCCACCAUACCCAGUUCGCAAGGCUGGGCGGGGUUGUGAGCAGGCUUUCAUUUCAUCUUUUCUUAUUAUUUCUUAUUAUUUCUGCUUUUCAUCUCAUUACAAAAAUUCUGCGCUUUUUCUCCAUCUGCGCAUAAAAUCUAGACUGACAACCUGCUGUUAAAUCAUGCACCUGCUUUCAGGCGUAAAAACCCUGUUGUAGAGGUCUCAGUCCUCAUUUGUUAGACUUACCUGUCUUUAUAAUGUAACUUACUCUCUCUCUCUCUCUCUCUCUCUCUCUCUCUCUCUCUCUCUCUCUCUCUCUCUCUCUCUCUCUCUCUCUCUCUCUCUCUCUCUC